Molecule: messenger RNA, 2419 nt
Organism: Neltuma alba
Lineage: Eukaryota; Viridiplantae; Streptophyta; Magnoliopsida; Fabales; Fabaceae
Product: fatty acid amide hydrolase
Exons: 21
Coding region: 314-2137 (607 amino acids)
Biological process (GO): N-acylethanolamine metabolic process
Cellular component (GO): membrane
Molecular function (GO): N-(long-chain-acyl)ethanolamine deacylase activity
Source: RefSeq, a predicted model, not a curated record
CCAGAGCGAGCUUAGGUAAUAAAGUGCCGCCAACUACCAAUAUGCGUCUCUCCGCGGUUAUUUUUAAUGAAUACGAAAUCGAAUGAGCUGUUUGUUGAUUUUAUCUGAGAAGAGUGAUGAUUUGGCUUGCCUAUAAAUGGAAAUGAAAUCUCGAUUAUCUCUUCUUCUACACUUAGAUUUCAACGAAUGCUUCCUUCUUAGCAACCACCUCCCUUGACCAAUUCACUUUGCUCUCUAGUCUCUCUCUUCUUCUUUCAUCGCUAAUUCUCAGAGACGAAGGCAUUCCCUUCCAGUUGUGCUUCUUCAGCUGAAAAUGGGGCAAAGGCGUGUUAUGGUGCCAGUGGAACAGGUUGACUUAUCCACAGUCAAAUAUGAACAAGAGAGCAUCCAAGCUCCACACUUGACUGGAUUCCUGUUUAGGUUCUUUGUUCGGGUGGUUGAAACACCACUGAUAGGGCCUUCGAUAAUAUCUAUAUUGAAGAAGUCGAAUAAGAUCGAUGAGCUGUUGCGCAACACUGUGAUACCGGAAGAACCCAUGUUCAAACCUGAAUAUCCACCUCAAGAAAAGGAGCCUGGUGUUGUCAUUCUUGAUGAAGAUGGGAGACCUGAAGAUCGAGUUGAAGCUGCCUUGAAUUGUCUUCCGCAUUAUGACCCUGCUGCAUGCUGGGGGAGUUCCUCUUUGCCCUUUCGGUACUGGAAAAUACGUGAUUAUGCUUAUGCAUAUCGAUCAGGAAAAGUAACGCCAUCUAUGGUUGCGGAGAACAUCAUUUCGGUUAUAGAGGAAAUCAGUGCUAAGAAACCCCGGGAACCACUACUGAUCUCUUUUGAUGCUGAGGAAGUCAGGAGACAGGCAUCUGCAUCUACCCACAGAUUUGAAGCAGGAAAUCCAUUAUCUAUUUUGGAUGGAAUUUUCAUGGCCAUUAAGGAUGACAUAGAUUGCUACCCCCAUCCAUCUAAGGGUGCUACUACAUGGAUGCAUGAAGUUCGCUCUGUUAAGACGGAUGCCGUUUGUGUUUCAAGGCUUCGUGGCUGUGGUGUCAUAUUUGUGGGGAAGGCAAAUAUGCAUGAGUUGGGCAUGGGAACGACAGGGAAUAAUCCUAAUUAUGGAACUACAAGAAAUCCUCAUGCACCUGAUAGGUACACUGGUGGAUCUUCUUCAGGUCCUGCUGCAAUUGUAGCUUCUGGACUAUGUUCUGCAGCCCUGGGAACUGAUGGUGGAGGUUCAGUCCGCAUUCCUUCUUCCCUUUGUGGUGUAGUGGGGUUAAAGACAACAUAUGGACGUACAGACAUGAAAGGGUCAUUAUGUGAUUCCGGGACUGUGGAAAUUAUUGGACCCAUUGCUUCAACAGUUGAGGAUGUCAUGCUAGUGUAUGCAGCAAUGUUGGGUUCAUCACUUGCGACCAAAAUCAGGAUGAGACCGUCACCACCGUGUUUGCCAAACUUGUUAUCCUAUGAUGAUUCGAAUACUUUGGGAUCAUUGCGACUAGGAAAGUACACUCCGUGGUUUAAUGAUGUGCAUUCAACAGAAAUCUCUGAUAAGUGUGAGGAUGCUCUUAAUCUGCUAUCAAAAUACCAUGGUUGUGAAACAAUAGAGAUUGUUGUACCAGAGCUUCAUGAGAUGCGCACUGCCCAUGUUGUUUCCAUUGGCUCUGAGUGCAUAGCAUCACUAAACCCUGAUUGUCUGGACGGGAAAGGUACAAAGCUGACAUAUGAUACCCGUACAAGUGUCGCGCUUUUCCGAUCAUUUACAGCAGGAGACUAUGUUGCAGCCCAGUGUCUCAGACGAAGGCUCAUGUAUUACCAUAUGGAGAUUUUCAAGAAAGUGGAUGUUAUUGUGACUCCAACAACAGGCAUGACGGCACCUAAAAUACCACCUAGUGCUCUCAAAAGUGGCGAGACAGAUAUUCCAGUUACAGGUUAUCUUAUGCGUUUUGUCAUCACUGCAAAUCUUCUUGGGUUCCCUGCAAUUACUAUACCUAUUGGUUACGAUAAAGAAGGACUUCCAAUAGGUUUGCAACUAAUAGGUCGACCAUGGGGGGAAGCAACAAUUCUGCGUCUAGCUUCUGCCGUCGAGAAACUCUGCGGGGAGAUGAAGAAGAAACCUGUACAAUACUAUGAUGUUCUGAGAGCAAACUGAAGCUGCGUUUAUCAAAGCUAAAGCUUCUGCAGUCUCCGUUAUUUGUGAGUUAUUAUAUGCACAGUAUGUUUGAUUCUCUGGACAUCUCAUUUCUUCGGAUGAUACUCUUGAUUGCAUGAACAUUAUUCCCAGGAAAUAUGUUCUGCAGGUAGUAAUUGUAAUAAUUUCAAGACAAAACAUGGAUCUUGACAUAUCCGAAGGAAAAAAAAAAAAAAAUCAUAUUCUUCCUGGGUACUGUUAAAUAUGCUUCAAUAAUUGUUCUGUGCUUCAUACAGUUAUCAA